Messenger RNA from Penicillium mononematosum, 933 nucleotides. RefSeq lists its product as uncharacterized. The record is from RefSeq and is a predicted model, not a curated record. The transcript is spliced from 2 exons. Gene Ontology annotation, molecular function: amino acid transmembrane transporter activity. Lineage: Eukaryota; Fungi; Ascomycota; Eurotiomycetes; Eurotiales; Aspergillaceae. Gene Ontology annotation, biological process: amino acid transmembrane transport. Gene Ontology annotation, cellular component: membrane. The coding region runs from base 1 to 933 and encodes 310 amino acids.
AUGGCCGAGUCAAAGGGAAAGAUGAGCGCUGAAAUGCCUGUGCAAGUCCAAGCACAGAGCCCGGCCUAUGAUAUCGACUACGAGAAGCAUGGCGCUCAGCGCGAGGCAAACCCGCUGCCGGAUCUCAAGCGGAAGCUGAAGAGCAGACAUCUACAGAUGAUUGCAAUUGGCGGCACAAUAGGUACCGGUUUAUUCAUUGGUAGCGGCACCGCCAUUGCUCACGCAGGCCCCGUGGGCGCUCUCAUCGCUUAUAUUUUCGUCGGAACAAUCGUGUACUCGGUCAUGACCGCUCUCGGAGAGAUCGCAACAUAUAUCCCGAUUCCCGGUGCUUUCACCUCGUACGCUGCUCGCCUGAUCGACCCAAGUCUGGGCUUUGCUAUGGGUUGGAUCUAUUGGUUCUCAUGGGCAUCAACAUUUGCGCUAGAACUGACCGCAACCGGUUUGAUCAUUCAGUUCUGGGAUAGUACUAUUCCGAUCUCUAUCUUUAUCGCUGUCUUCUGGGUUGUGAUUAUCAUUUUCAACUUGAUGCCUGUGGCCUUCUAUGGUGAAAUCGAGUUUUGGUUCGCGAGUAUUAAGGUUAUUACCGUGAUUGGCUUCAUGAUCUUCUCGAUCUGUAUGAAUGCCGGCGUUGGAAAGGAAGGGUAUAUCGGUUUCCGGUACUGGGUGGACCCUGGCCCGUUCGUCCCUUACUUGAUUGAAGGGAACGAUUCGUUGGCCAAAUUUGUCGGAUUCUGGUCGACGCUUAUUCAGGCCGGGUUCUCCUACCAGGGAACCGAACUGGUUGGUAUUGCAGCCGGUGAGACCGAGAACCCUCGCAAGACCGUCCCAUCUGCCAUCCGCAAAACCUUUUUCCGCAUCGUCUUCUUCUUCGUCCUGACGAUCUUCUUCCUCGGAAUUGUCGUGCCCUCCAGCGACCCCGGUCUGAUUGGCUAG